Dreissena polymorpha is the source of this 2460-nucleotide messenger RNA. Its product is annotated as solute carrier family 23 member 2-like. The transcript is spliced from 11 exons. Gene Ontology annotation, molecular function: transmembrane transporter activity. The record is from RefSeq and is a predicted model, not a curated record. Bases 318 to 2141 code for a protein of 607 amino acids. Gene Ontology annotation, cellular component: membrane. NCBI's taxonomy places the organism in Eukaryota, Metazoa, Mollusca, Bivalvia, Myida, Dreissenidae. Gene Ontology annotation, biological process: transmembrane transport.
CGAUAAGAACGUCUUUGUGACUGAGAUAACGCUUCUGAUUUCAGAAUAUCUUACCAUAUACUCACAAUCAGCUAUGUUUUUAAAGAUUGUGUUUCAUGUGACCAGACCAUUUGGCGCUUUUGAAAAUCAAUCGGAGCAAACCAGCCACACAAAUGUAAAAUUCGUCGUAAUCACAACAAGUUCCAGUUCUUAUUUCGUGAAUGAAGAUCAGGCAAUUCAACGCAUGACAUUGUUACGAUAACUGAAAGGGACUUCAAUGAAUUUAGUCAUAUAAACGACAUUAAACGCAACCGCGAUAGCAGGAUAUACCGCUUGAAAUGAAAGAAGACGCCAACCCCGACGUUACGGACGAGAAGCCCGGAUCGGUGCUGUACGGCGUCGAGGACGUGCCGUCACCCCCACUGACGGUCUUGUUCGCACUACAGCAAGCAAUUAUGUGCAUUGGCGGCGUCCUGUCCAUCCCAUUCAUCAUUUCCGGUCUGAUAUGCGCAGGCGAUAUGCCGGAAGUGACGGCAAAACUUCUAAGCGUCACGCUAUUUAUGUGCGGGGUUGUCACCUUGAUACAGACAAUGUUUGGUGUCAGGCUGGGCAUUAUCCAGGGAGGUUCCCACACAUUCAUUGCCCCAAUUGUUGCCAUGAUGUCGGUGGCGAAAUGGAAAUGUCCCAGCGAUGAGAUACUGGCAAAUGCUACGGUUGCAGACCGCGAGGAGAUGUGGCAAUCUAGAAUGAGAGAGAUCCAGGGCAACCUUGUAGUCGCUUCGCUGACACAGCUUAUACUCGGCUGCACGGGCAUCCUGGGCUUCCUUAUUCAGUUUAUCGGACCGCUCACCAUCGCUCCCACCAUCUCCCUCAUCGGCCUCUCGCUCACCGGCGUCGUUGUCGGCUUCACUAGAAUCCACUGGGGAAUCUCCUGUCUCGGGAUGGCCUUGACCCUGCUCUUCACAUUGUAUCUCGGGAAGGUCAAGGUACCUGUUCCAGGAUGGAGCCGAAAACGGAGGUGCCACAUCAUCCCAUACCCACUAUUUCAGCUUUUCCCGGUGAUACUAAGUAUCUGCAUCACGUGGCUGUUCUGCCACAUCCUGACGGUGACGGACGUGUUGCCUAACAACGCCACACUUCCGGCUUACAAGGCGCGGACGGACGCGCGUCUGGGCGUCUUGCAGCGAGCGCCUUGGUUUACAUGGCCAUAUCCAUUUAUGUUCGGAACUCCGACUGUUAGUGCCGGCGGUUUCGUCGGCAUGCUCGCCGCCACGAUAAGUUCCAUCAUCGAGUCUGUAGGAGACUACUAUUCAUGUGCCCGGAUAUCCGGCGCUCCGCCCCCGCCGACACACGCCAUCAACAGGGGCAUCGCUAUGGAGGGGCUCGGCAGCAUCGUUUCCGGUCUGGUGGGAGCCGGUCACGGUACCACGUCUUACAGCGGAAACAUCGGGGCCAUCGGUAUUACAAAGGUCGCCAGCCGAGUGGUGUUUUUCACAGCCGGACUGAUCCUGCUACUCUGCGGCGUGGUAGGCAAGUUCGGGGCGGUGCUUACUCUCAUUCCAGACCCCGUUAUCGGCGGAACUCUCGCCGUAUUGUUUGGCAUGGUGGCGGCCGUGGGCAUAUCCAUCCUGAAGUUCGUUGACCUCGACUCCACUCGCAACCUGACAAUCAUCGGCAUAUCGCUGCUGCUUGGACUGAUGAUCCCGCAGUACGUCAACGACCCCGCAAACGCCGGCAUUAUCGACACAGGGUACAGCGAGUUGGACCAGGUGAUAUCGGUCCUGCUAGGUACAGCGAUGUUUGUCGGUGGCGGGGUAGGCUGCUUUCUGGACAACACUGUGCCGGGCACCCCGGCAGAACGUGGCAUCCUUACCUGGCGUCGUAACCUCGCGGCGGAAAACUCGAUCCAUAAUAAGGACUCGACGAUGUACGAUCUUCCGUUAGUUUCCGACCGUUUCCGGAGGACUCCGUUUUGCUCUUACGUGCCCGUUUCACCUUCGUUCAGCAAAGAAGUGCACUUGAAUUGCCGAAAGUGUUGCAAGCGCAAUAAUACCUUAAAGAGUUCUGAUAAAAAUGGUACCAGUGUAGAUAACCAUGCUUUCGAUAAUGAUAUAUCGAUGAAUGAUUUAGCAAAUGUGACUCAUACUGGCACGCAAAUGUGACAGGGCAAGUAAAGUCAAACGUUAACAAUGAAGUGAGUAAUAUUUUACUUGAACUAUUUAUGGCAGUUCAACAUCCACGAAUGUCGUUACUUUCGCAUUAUAAGAUUGUAUAUGCUUACAGUUCAACGUUAGCAAAUCUAAACGGAUGAUAUGCUUUUAUGACCGAAUAUUGUUUCAACAAGAGCUGUCAGAGGACAGCGCGCUCGACUAUUCGAGUGCUUGACAGUAUAACGUAAGCCUUUAUGGCGAAAUUGUUUAUAUUCAAUAAUUUAUUAGACGAUCUUUAAAAAAUAUAAAAAAAAAAUAAAAAUAUUAUUUU